Opisthorchis viverrini is the source of this 714-nucleotide messenger RNA. RefSeq lists its product as hypothetical. The transcript has 6 exons. NCBI's taxonomy places the organism in Eukaryota, Metazoa, Platyhelminthes, Trematoda, Opisthorchiida, Opisthorchiidae. The coding region runs from base 1 to 714 and encodes 237 amino acids. The record is from RefSeq and is a predicted model, not a curated record.
AUGUCAGCUUCCCAGUUCUCAGCUCUUUUUCCUCGCGCGUACUUUGGUCCCCAGCCUCCACCUCAUCCCGCUGUGAUUACUACGACUGUUUCUUCACAACUGAUCCAUUCUCUUUGCAUGUUUGAUCAUCUAGAGCACUGGAAAAGCUCUAAUGCGCAGCUACCUACCCCACCUCCCCAAACCAUCGGUGAACGAAACUGGCAGCUACCACCGCUGUGCAACAAGUACGAGGUUCUUACCACUGAUAAUGAUGAUGGUGAUUGGGAGAACCCAUUGCUUAGGCAAGCUGGCAGUAUCCCAGCCCUCGUGCUUUAUUCGAGUGGCAUGGCAGUUAGGCACCGAAAGGGCGCUACAGCUGAACGAUACAUACUCAGACCAUCCUUGCUUGACAGCCUCACAUUCCGCAGCAGUCAUGUGUUGUCCGUCCUACAGUCUGGUGAGGAACUCAGAAUAUCCAUCCUGACCAUGCUUGAUGGUUUCAUGUACCUGCCUGCCAAUCGUGCCAUCACCUCCAAUAUUGGAUAUGUUCCUCCCGUUUUCUGCGGACCGAAUCUGUUGCAGCUGCGACCGAUGUGCUCUUGGUACAUGGUUUAUAGGGGGAAAGAUGACUUAUUGGUUAGAACGCUUGGACAACCUGGCAGUGUCGCAGUCCUCAUGCUUUCUUCGGGUGACAUGGCAGCUUCGCACCGAAAGGAUGUUGCAGCUGGUUUAUAA